Messenger RNA from Pichia kudriavzevii, 1071 nucleotides. RefSeq lists its product as uncharacterized. Lineage: Eukaryota; Fungi; Ascomycota; Pichiomycetes; Pichiales; Pichiaceae. The coding region runs from base 1 to 1071 and encodes 356 amino acids. The record is from RefSeq and is a predicted model, not a curated record. The transcript has a single exon.
AUGGAUUAUUUGAACAUCUUAGUUCCUUUCAAAAUACUUCCCACUAAAAGGAACGUGAUCUUGAAGACAAGGUCUCAAAUGAUGCGAAUGCCGAUUAAAUAUAUAAGUAUAUCUGAAAGGUCUCUAAAUGCUGGUCCGCUGCAUUUUUCCCGGCCGUUUUCUUUAUCACGGCUAUCAUACAACAAUCUCUCCAAGGAAUCUAAAACACAUGGUAGUCCCAAGUCAAGGUUGAACAUACCACCUUCUUUUAAAAGUACCAGGCCUAUUCCUAAGAACACAUUAACUGAAGAAGAGCGAGAUCGUAUUCAAAAAGGAUCGGGAAUUCUGCAGGAGAGCUCUUCUGUUUCCACACCUUUGCCGAUCACCUACAGAUCCCCGUGGUGGGUUUCUUUUCUUAAAUUGGGUGUUGUUUUCAUUCCUAUGUUUGUCUUUGGUCUUGGGUAUAUUGUAUACGAAACAAAGCAGGAUCGCCCAGUUUUUUUCCCGUUGUAUGUCAACUCGUCAGUUCCGUUGGAGAGGGCGAAGGGCUUUGAAAACGUUGAUGUUGAUAUGUUGAAGGAGGUUGCCAAGACUAACCUUAGCAGAAGGUUGAACAUGAACCACGAUAUUAGGGAGUAUUUUGGAUUACCAAUUACGUUGGGUGAUUAUGAAAAUUUCAAUGUUACCGUGGAGUAUAAUAAAUUGGCCGUUGAAGGUGUAGAGCUUGAUUUUCGGAAAUCGUGGUUUCAUCCGAUAUUAAAAUAUCGAGAAAUUGAUGUUCCUACACUUCCCUCUAAUAUUAACAAGUAUGUCCAGCCAUUGAAGGCAAAGGCUGGUGGGGAAGGUGUAGAUGAAGAUCCCGAAGAUGAUACUAAGUUCAUUGAAGAUGUUGAUUACAAGUUACACAUUAGGGCAACCAUCAAAGUAGUGAAUGAAACUGUACAUAGAAUAGAGCCUGGCUCGGGUCGUAUAACGUUUGAUGCAGAAGUUGAACUUGAUCAUACCAAAUUGAUGAAAAUUGUUGGGUGUCUGAUGCACUAUAAAAAUAAAAACAGUUCGGGAAGUGGGGGUACCCUUGAACGUCUAUGGUGA